Molecule: messenger RNA, 4002 nt
Organism: Acanthochromis polyacanthus (spiny chromis)
Lineage: Eukaryota; Metazoa; Chordata; Actinopteri; Pomacentridae
Product: death-associated protein kinase 2
Exons: 13
Coding region: 265-1353 (362 amino acids)
Biological process (GO): intracellular signal transduction; protein phosphorylation; positive regulation of apoptotic process
Cellular component (GO): nucleus; cytoplasm
Molecular function (GO): protein serine/threonine kinase activity; ATP binding
Source: RefSeq, a predicted model, not a curated record
UAGGUCAUCCAUGGUGCGUUAUUAACUGCAUCUCUUGCCACCCAGGUGUUGAGGACACAUCUGCCGGAGCACAUGAGCGAGGCUGGUUUGCAGAACUGGGAGACGGUGUCAUCUGUGGAUCUGUUUGGCUGCUACGCAAACUGAAGUGGAUCCAGAGAUUCAGGAAUGGAGGAACAGGUCCAGCUUUGGUGUAUGUAAAAUUUGGAUGAUGAGCCCCUUGAUGUUGACUGUUAAAUAGCCAGCACUGGACAAGCAGAGGACUAAAUGAACAUGGCAGUCUUCAAGCCAGAAAAUGUGGAGGACUUCUAUGAGAUCAGGGAAGUUCUGGGAAGUGGGCAUUUUGGUCAGGUUCGACGGGUUUGUGAGCGGACCUCUGGGACUUGUUGGGCAGCCAAAUUCAUGAAGCUUCGUAAGAACGCGUGCAGCCGUCUAGGCCUGGAGAGGAGCAGUGUGGAGCGAGAGGUGGAGAUCCUCCAGGCUGUGCAACAUCCACACAUCGUGACUCUUAAGGAUGUUUUUGAGAGCCGAGCAGAGGUGGUGCUCAUUCUGGAGCUGGUUAAUGGAGGGGAGCUGUUUGACUUCAUUGCUGAGAAGGAGAACCUGUUGGAGAGUGAAGCCAUUGAGUUCAUGAAGCAGAUACUGGCAGGACUGGGAUUCAUGCACAGCAAGAACAUUGCCCAUUUUGAUCUGAAGCCAGAAAACAUCAUGCUUUCAGACAAAGUGUCAGCACAUCCUACCGUCAAGCUCAUCGACUUUGGCCUAGCCUACUUUUUCAAUCAGGGGGAGGAGUACAGGAGUACAAGUGGAACACCACAAUACAUUGCCCCUGAGGUAAUCAACUGUGAACCUCUGAGUACAGCAGCAGAUAUGUGGAGCAUCGGCGUAAUUACCUACAUAUUAUUGAGUGGUUUGUCACCAUUCCAGGGUGAGACUAAGGAAGAAACCUUGGGGAAUAUCAUUGCCAUGCAGUAUGACUUUGAUGAACGAUAUUUCAGCACGACCAGCUCGAUGGCGAAAGAUUUCAUCGAGAAACUCUUGGUGAAAAACCCCAAUGACAGAAUGACAACUGAGGAUUGUCUACGUCAUCCAUGGAUUAAGCCCAUCACACGCAAACAGGUGGCCAAUAGGAAUCGAUCCUCAAUCAACAUGAAGACCUUUAAGAAGUUCAACGCCAGAAGGAAAUGGAAAAUGUCCUUUACCAUGGUGUCGUUAUGUAACCGACUGGUAAAUUUGAAACUGUGUAAGGUCAACCCAGAAGAAGAUCCUCUGCAGAGACAAUGUGAAAGUGAUGUGGAGGACACAGAGAGCAAGCCUGCCUCUCUGCUGCGUCGAAGACUCAGCAGCAGCUCAUAGAAUCGGAACCGACACUGCCUGGUCUGAGCAGCUUUUUUCGAUGAAAGAUCUUUAGAAGAUGUUGGUGGUGGAAUCUUUGGAUGGUUUGGUGUUUGGGACACUUCUUUUAAAUGGAAGAGUGUACUUGGAUGGGCAAUGAUUUGGGAAAACUCUGGAUAGAACUAUAUUUCUUAAUAUUCUUUAUAUUCCCUGGUUUCAUUCUCGAUUGAAACUCAAAACUCAUUUUGUCUUUAUCUUUCAACCUUAAGUCAUGAAUUACUUUUUCAUUGACAGUGUUUUUAAUGUCACCCAAAUGCAAAUGCUUGAUUUGUUAUUGUUCUGUAAACUUUUAAAUACCGUCAGUCCAAAUAUAUUUUCAGCUGCUGUUAAGUUGUUUUUAAAAGCUACAAUUGGCAGCUUUAUGGAACAGAGGGGACACGCGCACACACAACAAUGUGAAAAUAUUACUCUCUUUCUGCAGUUCUGCCUCUGUCCUCACUCCUUCCUACCAGAAAAGCACAGAAAUAUUUAUAUGCUUCACACACUAACUUAGUUACCUGAAACCACAUUACUUUAAACAGCAACCUGUACAGUGUAGGCCUAGCAGUCAUUCAUUUUUAUUUAUCAUAUUGUAACUAUGAUACUGGUGUCAUUAUAUAGAGGCAACUCUGUGAGAACUACCAACUGGCUGAACUUUCCUGUUAUGGGUGGAAUUUUCUAAAGCUUUCAAACAGAGCCAUGAGGAGGUGCUAAGUCAAAUUUCCUUUCAGACCGAUUGAAUUACCAUACAGAUAACUUUUUCCAAUGAUGGGGAAAAGGUUCAGCCUAAAGUAAAGAUUUAAUCAUUGCACUUGCUAUCACUCCAAAUUUCCGAAUUGCUCUUAAUCCUCUAAUUCCCCUAUCAAUAAGUGACAGUCUCACCUCAAGGUCCUUGUGCAUGAGGUUGAAACUGCAUUACUCCUUCAUGAGUGCAUGCUAACCUUGGACUCAUGAGGACUGUUUUUCAUCACCACUGCACUUUUGUUGAAUAACCUUGCAGUCCAUGUGUUAUAUUUUGUAUUGCUGUUGGAUUUCAUAAGACUUAAAAGAGUCAGAGGUGUCUUGAAAUUCUGCUAAAGCUCUCAUGUAGUCUCUUUCCUUUUCAGUGAUAUGUGCUGAGUACAACCUGUAUUGGUCUGUGAACCACUGAAUUGUUCAGAUUAUCUCUGAUUCAGUUGAUUUGCACUGGGUCAUAGUUUGAUGCUGGAGUAGGAUAAGAUGAGCUUUUCAUUAGUUUCAAAGAAAUGAGAUGCUAGAGAGGUAACUGAGGCAUUUCUAUCUUGAAAACAGGGAUAUUUAUUCUUCUGUGGCUUUGUAAACAAACUUAGUUUUUUCUUCAUCAAUCAGUUGAAUUAAAAAAGAGACACGACCUUCAAGUGAAGGCAAAUUGAUACCAAAGCAUUCCAUUAAAUGAAUCACAAUAUCAAUUUCAUUAGAUACGAUAUGCUAUUUAUUUGUAAGUCUAGUUAACCAUUCCAUCUAUACCUACAGCCAGAAUUACCCAAACAAUAACUAAAGAGACUACAGAGCACCACAUUUCUCACAUUUACAUAAGAAUAUAUAUAUAUAUAUAUAUAUAUAUAUAUAUAUAUAUAUACACAUAUAUAUAUAUAUAUAAAUCAGUUAAGCAAUCUUUCUUUGAUGAAUUAUUAUGAAAUUAACACAGAAAAGUUUCAACAAAAGAAUUUCUGUUAGUUAGAGCCAACUUACUAAUAGCUAAAAAGGUUACUACUCUACUUAUACUUCUAAGUGCAUAUGCAGUGCAGUCUUCUAGGAUCAGAGGGUAGCUAUCCAUCUCGCUGUCUCUGGAUCUACAGAAGAAAGAUAUCGGCCCACAUGCUUUUCGAAUCCACAUAAAAAUGAGAAAUUCCAGGACAAAGCAGAUGUAAAGAAAUUCAUUUGUUCCUAGGGCAUGUUAUGCAACUAAAAUACUUUAAGUUCUUUGCGUCAUGAUGUUAAUUCAAUGGCUUGCCUUAUAUAAAAGCUUAAUAUCGAAUCUGUGGGAUAUGCAAUUUCUAAUCCACAUUGUAAAUACCACAGGGUGCUCCACAAAUUCAUUUGCGCAUUUGUGUCAUUGAUGUAUGCACAAACCUGUUCAGCUGUAUGUUACUAAAAACACUGAAUGAAGCUGUGUAGUUACAGUAUCACACACUGUAUGCAUUUCAUUGCCAUGGGAACCCCACAUGUAUUUAGUUGGUGACGCAGAAAUCAAAUAAAUGUUUAAGUUUGCUGUCAGGUCUGUUUACAUGCUUGUACUGCAACUGAUAGAACAGAGUUUAGAAGAUUUGGUCACAAGUUAAAGUGAUAUCCUGCAUAAUGGGACAGUGUCAGACCUAAAUCCACUGAAAUACAAUAUUAUAUUGUGUUUAAAUAUAUGAAGUUUAAAGAUAUGAACUUUAAUGUGCAGCUGUCAGUUAGAAAUAAUCAGCUGCAUUGAUCAGUAAAAUUAAUACAUUAACACAGAGUUAAAAGUUGUUGUUUUUCCUGUCUAGCAUUCCUGUCUUACAUCCAACAGUACUUUUUGUUCACAACUUUAACUUCCAGUUUUUGCUCUUUCAUUUUGGAUUUAUUUCAUUCUGUGUUAUUGACAGCAUUUUCUAACCUCCAUCCAAAUGAAAACAAUUUCUUCCA